UUACGCAGCCAUGCUGUAUACAUAGUGGCGGUAGCGUCGUCUCAUUUUCUCCGUACAUUCACGUCACCUCUGUGGCGGUUUCUUUUCCGUUCACAACUCCACCGCCUCUGCCGUUCACUCUACUCCGUUUCCACCGUAGCCGCCGCGCUCUGUUGAUGGCGGAAUUGUGUCAUAAGUCGCAAGAGGUACAUAAAGAAGAUGAAGAUGGUUUUCAAUGUUAUGUUCUGCUAGUGCAAGAUCGAAAAAGUAUAUGUCGUGUCAGAUGCUCAGAACCAGCAAUUGCAGUUUAUCGGAGUUGGGAAGUUAUCACAUACAUAAAGGAAGAACAUGUUCCCUCCGGAUUACAUUGCACUAAUAUCUACCCAGCUUGGGAGGAUGCACGGCAAACAAAUGAAUGGCCAAAGUUCUUGGGUUACCUCAAAACUUCUAGAAAGGCUGCUUUUGUAAGCACUGAGAGUGGUCAGCUGUACAUUCUUCCUUCCAGACUGAAUGAAGAAUACAGUCAUGCAGUGGUUCGGUACUUAACACAUGGACAUGGUGUCACCAGAAGCCAAAUUCAUGUCAAAUCUGAAGAUCAUAAAUCUAAAGAGAUGCCUGAGUCAAGAACUGAUGAUCGUAGCAGAUCUGAGAAUAGUGCAACAAGUUUAACUGGUCCAAGGAAGAACUAUGCAUGCGCCCAUCCUAGUUAUUUGAAAACCCUUGCUCAAAGCCAUUCUGACUGGAUUUUUGGUGCUAUUGCUGAAUUCGUGGACAAUUCAAGAGAUGCCAAAGCAACAAUGUUCGAUAUUUCUAUUGACAUGAUAUACUCUCGCGUUGUUGGUAAGGAUAUACCAAUGCUGGCAAUUUUAGAUGAUGGUCACGGGAUGAGCCAUGAGGAGAUUAUGAAAAUGAUGUCAUUUGGUCGCAAGGAACCUAACGCAAAUGAUCCAAAUUGUAUUGGAAGAUAUGGUGUUGGAUUUAAGACUGGAGCAAUGAGACUUGGCAGAGAUGCAUUGGUUCUUACCCAGACAACAAAUUCCAGAUCAAUUGCUUUUCUUUCCCAAUCACUAAAUGAAGACAAAGAUAAUAUUGAGAUCCCGAUUGUAACAUAUUCUCGGAAAGGACAAUAUAUGGAAGUUGAUACCAAUAUCCAGACUGAAACUUCAUCAAACAACAACUUGAAAGCCAUAAUGGAAUUUUCACCAUUCAAUGAAUACUUUAUUGGUGAAAAAGCAGGCUUGUUUGACAGGCAAGGUACUGGGACACAAAUAUACAUCUGGAAUUUGGAUGAAUGGGGUUCUGAGUAUUCUCUUGAAUGGGUCAACACGAAUGGAAGUAGUUCUUUCUAUCAAGGUGACAUUUAUAUUCGCUCACGUAGGCCCAGAUCUCGUCUGGGUCAGAUGACUAAAGAGGUUCCACUGGACUAUUCACUCAGAUCCUAUUUAGAAGUCAUCUUCUUAGAUCCAAGGAUGAAGAUAAAAGUCCAAGGGUCAUUGGUUAAAAGCAGGCCUUUAGCAAAGUUUCUACACAAGACCAGCAUAGAAAAUGGUUUUGUAUCGGAAAAACCAGUUCAGCUCAUUCUUGGACACUCUCAACUAGACCUGGAGCAGGGUAAUUGUGGAAUUUUUUUAUAUUGGCACGGCCGGUUGAUCGAGGCUUACAAAAGAGUUGGGAGCAUGAUACAUAAUGGCGAAAAAAGUCAUGGGCUUGUUGGAGUCAUUGACGUGACUGAUGUGAUGGAUGAUGAUAGUGGUCGGGUUUGGGUGCAUAACAACAAACAAGGGUUUGUAGAUUGUGAACCUUAUGCUUUGCUUGAGGAUUGGCUUAGUGAAAAGGCAGAUGACUACUUGGAUAACACUGUCGACAAGGUCAAUGUGAAAAAAGGUGGAGUGCGGUACAAACCUGAUCGUGAGUGGGUGCAGUGUAACAAGUGUAGGAAAUGGAGAACGCUACCUACUGAUUUUGACAGCAGGACACUUCCUCUAGAAUGGUUUUGCUAUAUGAAGCCCGUGAACGGAAAAUGUGAGAUGCCAGAACAAAAGUUAGACAGUGGAGUUAUCACGAUAUCUUCACAACGAACAGGUUAUAACUGCAAGGAGAACUCAGCCGAAAGUGAGCAUGAAGACGAUCGUCAACCACUGAAAAGACUUAGAAGGGGAAGCAAAAUCUAGUGUAAAAACCACACUUACAUGUAAAUGGCUGGUUAGUAGCAAAAAAAACCCAGCUUCAUUUUUGGGUAAUAUGGGUUGGUAUACGUGUAAAUGGUAAUCCUAGGAUUCAAAUUCUUCAUGUGUCUUCAGCUUUUGUUAAUGGUGAUUAAAUGAAAGGGUUAUGGGGGGUUGCAUGACACCA
Molecule: messenger RNA, 2331 nt
Organism: Helianthus annuus (common sunflower)
Lineage: Eukaryota; Viridiplantae; Streptophyta; Magnoliopsida; Asterales; Asteraceae
Product: MORC family CW-type zinc finger protein 3
Exons: 15
Coding region: 156-2150 (664 amino acids)
Cellular component (GO): nucleus
Molecular function (GO): zinc ion binding; ATP hydrolysis activity
Source: RefSeq, a predicted model, not a curated record